UUGCGAUGAUUCUGAUUUUGUUUUUCAUUAUAUAGAGUUUUUUAGUAUUGAAAGAAGCAUGGAAAACAAUGGCGAAGCAACUAGCGGGAGGAGCGCUGGAUUCUCUCGCGUUGUUCUCAAUGAAAGAAUCCUUUCUUCGAUGACUCGAAGAUCGGUUGCUGCUCAUCCUUGGCAUGAUUUGGAGAUCGGACCUGGUGCUCCAGCAGAUUUUAACUGUGUGGUUGAAAUUGGAAAAGGUAGCAAGGUCAAGUACGAGCUCGACAAGGCCACUGGUCUUAUAAAAGUUGAUCGUAUUCUGUACUCAUCAGUUGUUUACCCGCACAACUAUGGUUUCAUUCCAAGGACUAUCUGCGAAGAUAGUGAUCCUAUGGAUGUCCUGAUACUGAUGCAGGAGCCUGUAUUGCAUGGUUCUUUUCUUCGUGCCCAUGCUAUUGGGUUAAUGCUCAUGAUUGAUCAGGGGGAGAAGGAUGACAAGAUAAUUGCUGUAUGUGCUGAUGAUCCUGAGUUCCGUCAUUACACAGACAUCAAACAGCUUCCUCCCCAUCGUCUGGCUGAAAUCCGCCGCUUCUUUGAGGAUUACAAAAAGAAUGAGAACAAGAAGGUUGAUGUAGAAGACUUUUUGCCAGCUGAGACUGCUAUUGAAGCCAUCAAGUAUUCCAUGGAUCUAUAUGUGUCUUACAUUGUUGAAAGCUUGAGGAAGUGACCGUCUUCGCCACUAUUUUGGUAAAAAUUACAGUAAAAUUUUACUGAUUAGGUAUUAUAUAAGUAUAGACAAAGUUUAUGUUGCAUGCCUCUCUUGGUUAAACUUGCCAAAUACUCAUGUCGUCAUAUUGCUCUAUGUUGCAAAUGUUAUAUGCUUUUUCAAUAGAAUGCUCUCCAUUGUUUAUUAAACUAUGAUCAAUGGAAAGGGA
Molecule: messenger RNA, 911 nt
Organism: Hibiscus syriacus
Lineage: Eukaryota; Viridiplantae; Streptophyta; Magnoliopsida; Malvales; Malvaceae
Product: soluble inorganic pyrophosphatase PPA1-like
Exons: 9
Coding region: 59-703 (214 amino acids)
Biological process (GO): phosphate-containing compound metabolic process
Cellular component (GO): cytoplasm
Molecular function (GO): inorganic diphosphate phosphatase activity; magnesium ion binding
Source: RefSeq, a predicted model, not a curated record